AUGUUGCGGGUGUCGAGUAGUCGACGAAGUGCGUGGGCGUUGUGGACAUGUUUUGUGCAAGGCGUGCCAGGGACGGUCUCUGCACGGGCGGUGUCUACGACUAACGUCGGUCCGGCUGACGUCGGUACGACUAACGACGGUCCGACUAGCGACGGCAGGCUUGGAUACCGCCAAAGUCAGUUUGCUUCGGAAACUUGCUCUGUUCCCGAGACAGGUGAAGGCGGAUGGUACUUGACUGACGUUGACGAAGUCGGUUGGGACUGGUCCAGCGUCUCGGAAAAAGACUACGAAUUGUAUUGGAUAAGUCGCUUCUGGUUGCCGCUGGAUAAGCGGGGAUUCGAUCUGUUGGAGUCGCGCGUUUCAGCAAGACCUUGCGUUCGUCGUACAGCGUGGAUCAGUAGAGGUGCUGCGUUUGCUGGGGUUGUCCUGAAACGAGGAGUCCGCCAUCCGUGGGCACUGGCAGCGGGAGCAAGACCGGCUCGCCCGAAUUACAUUCCAUCGGUAGGCAGAAGGCGACGUGGCGACAUUCCCGAUUUGAUGGGUAAAGAGCGGAGCGAUUUCGAAGCAUAUCAGGUGCUGCAUGGAUCGAUUCCCCGAGAGGCUUGGAUGAGGCUUACGACCAUUGAUACCCGUAGUUUCGAGAGGUGUCGUCUUGCUUACGUGGAGCUUGCCUGUAUUAUUUCUGCUUAUUUCUCGUCACCAUACGGCGUUGUAGAUGUCAGUAUCAAGGAUGCGAUCGAUUGCGUGGUGCCUUCGACGAAGACGAACCGUCACCGUUACUGGACCGUAGGAUGUCUCCUGCAACAUUCAGGAGCUUCUAUCAAGCGGCUGGCCGAAUUUUGCGUUAUGAAGUUGUGUUAUAACCCGAUUGGUCGGCGCUAUGCUCUCCAGUGUCUCCGCCCCUAUACGCGGACCUCGCCCUCCCGUAGAAGUGACUCGGCACGGUUGGACAUUUUGAACUCUCGUUUAUCAGCACUGCCUGUAGUGUUGGCGAAGACAUUCGCUCAACUAACUCAAAAACAAGUAAGUGACUACAUGGAGCAAGCGACCAAGAAUCAGACCGUCGUAGCGCUGGUCCAAGAGCCUUUGAAUCAAGGAGAUUGGGACAAAGCAUUGGCGGAAUGUCUUUCCUAUGCGGCGGGCUCGACAGCAGUUGCACGUAAACAAGGGAAGAACCAGGCGCGACGUCGUCGCGGGGGAUGUGGUCGAACCCCUGCUGUAGGUUCAGGGCGCGUAGUCGAGCACCGUGGGGAGAUGCUGCCACAGACGCGGAUCGCGCCGAACACAUCGGCAGUACCUACACGAGGAGUGAUCGACGACGAGACUGUGUUGUUGAGAAAGAGACGGAUUCCGCAGGCAUACCCUCACCUAGCGAAGAAAAAGGGGACUGAAGGCGGGUUUGGGUCGGCCUUGAACGGCCACCAAUAUGUGUUUGGGGCUUGA
Messenger RNA from Gregarina niphandrodes, 1443 nucleotides. RefSeq lists its product as hypothetical. The record is from RefSeq and is a predicted model, not a curated record. The transcript has a single exon. Lineage: Eukaryota; Apicomplexa; Conoidasida; Eugregarinorida; Gregarinidae. The coding region runs from base 1 to 1443 and encodes 480 amino acids.